UCCAAUGGAAAAUAAAAAAUAAAAGAAAUUGCAUUUUCCUAUCCUAUCCAAACUUCAAACUACAAAGAAACACAGCUCGAAAGCAUCACCCGACGCAAAGAGUGUUCUGUCAAAAGUUCUAGUUUUCUAGAGAUCGAAAGCAACAGGUGGGUACGAAGACAGAGUAAGAACCUAAGAAAAUCUACAUCACUAGAUUUAAUGUGUGUGUGUGUGUGUUUUUUUUUUUUAAUUAUUAUUAAAUUAAAUAUAUAAAAGGAUAGCAACUGACAAAAACAACCUCAAAAACUGCUACUUCAUAAUACAUGUUAUGAUGUUUGGUCGAGGGAAAGGCAUGGGAGGAGGGUCAGCAGGGCGAGCCAAAGUGUUAAGGACAGCUGGGAGAGCUGCAGUUUCAAGAACUGGUGCUACCACUGGUAACCCUACAGCUUUCCAAGAACCACUUCAUUCUGCUCCUUCUUCUCCAACUUCUGCUUCCCAAAGGCAUAAUAAUAAUAACAGUAAUGGUUAUCUUUCUAUUGCUUCUGGGGCUUCUGCCUUUGGUUCUUGUAAUGGUGGUGUUCCUAUCAGUGCCAAUUCUGGGUUGCCAAGUAACCGGCCUGCCUUUGCUUCCUCACCUGUUUCCGCUGCUGCUUCUUGUUGUGAUGAGUUUGAGUGGGUGUUUCUGGAUGGCUGUGAAGAGGAUAAGCCACACCCACAUGGGGUUUUUGAUGAUAUUGUUUUAGGAACUGUUCCUUCUGUUGGUGAAGUCCAAAAUGUUGUCUCUGCUCUUCAAAGGGUUUUCGAUGCAAGCUCGUGUCCCCAGCUUAUCAGGGAUAAAGUCUCUUAUAAUGCUGGCAAGGAUGUUGCCUAUCAAAUUUCAAGCCCAACUGACUCGGUGCACUGGGUUCAAUCUGCUGGGCCUGAGUUAGAUUGGAUGGAGCCUUCUCUGCAUCUGUAUAACACAGGAGCAUUGCAACCUUAUGGAACAAACAGGGUUUAUGAUGCUUUCCAUUUAUUGCAGACAGAGCCGAUGGUUAAGAAAAUGGUCAUUUCUUUGUCUUCUGAUAAAGCUGUCUGGAAUGCUGUUUUGAACAAUGAGGUGGUGAGGGAGCUGAGAGAGUCAUACCAUGCAGCUGAAGACAUUAAUCCACUGAGUUCUGAUGAGAGUUUGGAUGAGAACUCUGAUGAAUCCAACAAUGCAACGAAUAUUGUGAAGUGGAUUUUUGACAACACUAAAGCAAAGGCCAUGGAUUUAUUUGAGAAAAUAACAAAGCUAGUCAAUGAGUUGUUUAAGCCGCCUCCUGAUAAUGAGACAACAACAGCAGGAACCCCAGAUCCAUUUGAGGAAAGGCUGAGAACCUCAUUCUUGCUAUCUGUUGUAGUCCUGUUGGUUGUGGUUGUGACUCGAGCUCGCACUGCUUGAAUAUAAUUUGACGACAUGACGGUUUGU
Messenger RNA from Durio zibethinus, 1429 nucleotides. RefSeq lists its product as uncharacterized. NCBI's taxonomy places the organism in Eukaryota, Viridiplantae, Streptophyta, Magnoliopsida, Malvales, Malvaceae. The record is from RefSeq and is a predicted model, not a curated record.